Molecule: messenger RNA, 5503 nt
Organism: Micropterus dolomieu (smallmouth bass)
Lineage: Eukaryota; Metazoa; Chordata; Actinopteri; Centrarchiformes; Centrarchidae
Gene: hmgxb3
Product: HMG box domain containing 3
Exons: 22
Coding region: 250-4086 (1278 amino acids)
Source: RefSeq, a predicted model, not a curated record
AACCGCCAUGUUUUUUUACAAGUCGACGAGAAACGAAGCUAUUUUACAGACAUUUAUGCAUCGCAAAUAAUGGAUUUAAUAUGAAGCAUAGGCAAACCUCAGCAUUACUUGCCGUUGGCAGAAUGCUUGACUUUUUCGGCGACGUAAAGGUUGUUCAGAGCAGUUUGUAGAGCCUCGGGCCAUCGUAGACAAAUGUCUGCAUUUGGCUCUCAGCAGCUGAGGGGGUGAAAAGCACAAUAUUUGGAAAUCAUGGAGAAAGUGGAGGUGUUUGAGGUUGUGAAAGUGACUGAGGAGGUGGAGAACUGCUACAAACACAUGGAGGUGACUACCCCGAAAAAGAGGAAGAGCAAAGCUCAAGAAGACAGUGUUGAGAAACCUAAAAAGUCUAGGUCUGCCUACCUACUAUACUACUUUGAUGUUCACCAGAUUAUGCAACAGGAAAUUCCUAAUCUGCCACAGUCAGAGAUCAACAAACGUAUCAGUGAGAGCUGGAAAAGGCUCAGUGUAGCUGAGAAAGCCUACUAUCUGGAGAAGGCCAAGUCUGAGAAGGAGGGUGUAGACACAUCGUCUCUCAGCCCCUCCAAACAUCCGCCAGGCUUCCGCAAAAUCCUCCCCAGAGCCAGUUACUUUCUCUUGGCUAAAGGCUGCUCCUCAAAUCACCAGCCAGGAGGCUCUCAACCAGAGGUGAGCGUGGAGCCUCUGGAGUCUCCAGUGGAGGGAGGCCUGUCUUCCGUCUCUUUCACCCAAGAACCCCAGUUCACACCUCUUGAGCUGGCCGGUGAGGUGGAACUUUCCGAACACCCCAUCGUUGUUGAUGACACAGCAGAGGAAACGGCACGGGCGUCUCAUCCCACGUCCCCCCAAGGAAUCCCACCCUCGUCUUCCUCCUUUGUGUCGUCCUCCACAGAUGCCUAUGUCUCACAGGGCUCUGCUGACAUUACCGCAAAUGGGGUCAUGCUGAAAGGAAAUGAGACGAGAGUUGCUGGUAGUGGUCAUGCUGGGGCGAUGGUGCAGCAGAUACAGGGGGAAACUACACAGAUUGUUGCUAUCAUACCCACCCAGAACCUGUUGGAGCCCAAGUCUUUGGCGGGUGUCAGCUCUGUGGGCUCAGUAAUGAUGGUCUCUGUAGGAGCCAGAGUAGAACAAAGUGCCAAACCUUCAUAUAAAAUGUCUGUAAAGACAUACACCAGGAGAGGUCGAGGGAAGUGUCUAAAGCCUGGAUGUUCAUUUGUGUAUGUCACCCGCCACAAGCCACCGACGUGCCCUGAAUGUGGGAGCCACUUGGGCGGAAAAUGGAUACCUGCUGCAAAGAAGACACAAGAGAAAGAAGCUGCGUCUAAGAAGUUGCCACAGAAAGCUGGAACCAAGUCUAACGAAAGCUGCCAACCCACUCCUCCCCCUUCUCAGGAGGGGAAGGCUGAGGGCAGUAAAACAAACCCCACUAGGAGCAAAAAAGAAGCCAGAGUUCAACAGUGCUCCAGAAAGCAGCAUGCAGUUCCAGCUGGAAAGCCAUCAGAGGGCAGCAGUACCAAGGAGCCAGAACAAACGAAUGUUGUGAGCUCAACAGUCCAAAGUCAAUACAGAAGCAGUGGCGCUGUUCGAAAGAGACCUGUGAGACCCAUCCUUCCUGCCUGCUAUAGAACAGGCCGUGCUGUGUUCCAGAUCAUAACUGUCCCACCUGACAAAGGAAAAUUUCAGAGUGUAAACAACAAUAAGUCAUUCACUGUGCCUCAAGAGAGUUUCUCAGGUCUCAAACCCAGCACUUUAAAGCAGCUCGGACAGACUGUCCCGACCACUGCCAAGCAGGAUUCUUCUGGCCCUGCAGAUGGUAGUCAGCCUGUGUCUUCACUGGCUGAUGGGAGAGUGAACAUCCUGUCAGUCGCCCCUUUCAAACAGCACACCGUUUCCAGCUUUGAUUUGGGACUGUCUACGGCGCGCGGAAGGGGUCGGUGUAAGAAUCUGUCCUGUGACUAUAUGUACAAGAACAGACACAAACCUGCAGUGUGCCCUAAAUGUGGCUGUGAGCUGACCCAGAAGAACACCAAGGGAUCAAAGUCUGGGACUCUGCUCGAUCCGUACCAGGCCCUGAGUCCUGCUCAGAAGGACAUCCAGCGCCAAAAUACCCUGCAGUUACUGCAGCGUUUCCUGCAGAUUCCCGAGAGCGAGACUGAGCUCCAGGAAACGUUGACCCUCAUCCAAGAGCUCAACAGUCUCCAGAUCGUCUUGGUUCAACCAGGAGACCAGGAGCACGGGGGCAGCGUAGAGACGGAGUACCUGGUCGAGUCUGGGUGGCCUCAGUUCUAUGAAUCGGCAGCUACUCAUUGUGGCCUGUGUAACUACCCUCUGUUCAAGGGAAGUCAGAGUACUGUCGCAGGACAAGAGGACUGCUGGCUGCUUACGGAGACACUGAUCCAGACAGCCUCUCUCCAGCUGAAGGUGUGUCUCAACAUUCAGUGUCUGGCUCUGCACUGCUUCACCGACCUGCAUCCAGGUUUGUUCAACAUUGGGAACAGACUGCUGGUCAGUAUUGACCUUUUCCUGAAGAUCAGAGCCAGCAUCAGACUGGGUCAAACCCCUUCUCAGGCAGCCAAGACCAUGCUAGACCAUGUCCCCAAUCACCCCGUCCACUCUCUGAGUGCAGAGGAGUUAUCUCAAAUUCACGAGCUUCUCCUCAGUGGCUACUGGGCCUUUGAGUGUCUGACAGUGCGCGAUUACAACGACAUGAUCUGCGGCAUUUGUGGCAUUGCUCCCAAACUGGAGAUUGCAGAGCGACACACAAGCAACGUACUGGAGCUAAAGAAUGUGGAGUUUACCUGGCCUGAGUUUUCGGUCUCGGAUGAGGUACAUGUUGAUGACUUCUGGCUGACCAUGGAAAGUGAGGCUAUCGAGCAAGCGACUUUCCCCACUGACAUCCCUAUCACACGUGUGGAUGCUUCGAUCAUCGCUCCCUUCAUUCCCCCACUGAUGAGGAGUCCCACUGUUAUCAACACGGAGAAGGACAAAGUCCUGUCACACACACAGCAGCCCUCAGGAGAUCCAUCAGUUCUGGUGCGUCUCAUUCAUGAUGGUGACCUGAGACUCGACAAGAUUGAACACCACAGUGAGGACGAGCUGAGAACAAUACUGGACCGCUGCGGGGCAAGCAUCACUCCUGGCUCCACUAAGACCGAGUUGCUGGCCUCCCUGAUCUCCUUGUACACACUUGUUCACAGCGGCCUCGCCACUGGCCCACAGCCCCCUCCACACCUCACCGGUGGCAAGCUGUCCCAGCUCUGCCCCCACAAGGUGGUGUGCGGCUCUAAGUACUUGGUGAGAGGCGAGACGGCUCGAGACCACGUAGACCUGCUACUGUCCUCUCGGUACUGGCCCCCAGUCUAUAUUAGUGACUGUGCCCGUCAGGUGGCCCUCUGUGCUGACAUGCAGUACCCAGAACUGGCAACCCGGAUGUGGGGCAGGAACCAAGGCUGCUUCUCUGACCCUUUCGAAAAGCCAGAUUUUGUGUCAUGUGCUGAGCUACAAGACCAGCCGUACAGCGCUGACCUGUCUUCGGUUGGAGAGAACCAGCAGGUCCACCCCAUCACCAAGUCAUCUUGUUGCUGGCUGGUUCAUCCUCCUGGAGCAGCCCAGGAGCCUCUUGCUGUUCCUUCAGUUCACCACUCAAUGGUCCUCUGCAGAGAUCUGGAACCCUAUGUCAGCCUAGUGUCUAAGCAGAAGGAACAGGAGGAUGACGAAGGAGCAGAACAGAAAGAACAGACGUACAAAGCCGAGAAUGACUCCACGGAGCAAUCGAACGACAAUUCGUCAGUAGGCCGUGUGCGGCAGCAACCUGUGGCUUUCAACAACACAGCUUAUUACUACCUUUACAACCGUCUGGUAGAUUUCCUCACCAGCAGGGACAUCGUGAGCCAGCAGAUCAACCAGGUGGUGAAGGCCUGCCAGCCUGGGGAGGUAGUGAUCAGGGAUGCUCUGUACCGACUGGGAGUGGCACAGAUCAACACAGAAAAGGAGGAAGAUGAAGCAAGUGGUAUGGAGGGGCAGACACAAGAGGGAGGGACAGAGAUUUAUGAGGUUGUGCGUCCUGAAUGAAAAUGAUCUGGACAGACAAUCAGCAGACAGGCAGAGGGGUGGACUGAAUGUAAAGAUGGCUGCAUGCAAAGAUGGGAGUACAAGAGAGAGACAGCCAUGAGGGGAGACCCAAGUGCUACCAGAGGGAUCCAAGAGUUUGGAAGCUACAGAGCUAACCCCAAUGAGCGAGGGAAGCAGAAUAAGCAGGAGAGUAUCAGAACCUUUAAUCAGCUAUAUGUGAGGUGUGAGGAAAUAGGCUGAAUGUGGAUAAAGUGGGUGGAAUUUAGCAGAAAUGGACCUUACUGUAAGUAAUAAGAAGAAUGCAGAGUAGUCAGUAGUGUUUACCGUGAAGAUACUAAAAAAGAAUCACAAUUUCACAUUUUUUAACUACAGUAACAGUGAGUGUGAGAAUAAAUAAAAGUCAAGACGAUGGAGACUGAACGUCAACAUCACCAUUUCAAAUGACUAAAAGAAUGUAACAAUAUUUUACCAAUAGGGUGUCGAGAGCUGAAAGAAGUGAAAGUGAAAUCUAAUUCGGUGCUUUCCUGUGACUGAAGGAAUGUCAACAGGAUUUGACACUCACACAACUCUGCUACUUCAAGCCUAAAUGUGUGUAUAUAUAUAUAUCUAACCAUGUAUGUAUGUAUGUAUGUAUGUAUGUAUGUAUGAGUAGUAUGUUGUAUUUAUUUCCCUUUUAUGUCCAGAGACAUGUCUGCUUUAGGUUUUACACUCUUACCUCUCACUUGCCUCGCGUUGCCUUUUGGACUGAUGUUUGCUUUUGAAUAGUGAUGAUAAGAUGCAUAUCUGUGGAUUGUACUGAAUCAUAGUGUGGUGGUGGAUCUUGUGGCUUUAGUUUGGAUUACAUUUUCUGCUCAAGAGAGAUCCAUUCAAAGACACAUAACAAUCGAUUUGUUUAAUUCAGCAGCCGGCCUUUGAAGAUAUAGUAAAUCUGCCUGCAUGAAGUGCUUCACAGAGGUUACUCUUUUUGCUAGCUCUGGUCACUAAUGCUUUGCUUAGCAAUUAAAAUCAAUGAUGGGCUAACAAGACUUUGAAGCACCGAGGCUGCCAAUUGUCUUGAAAAUUGGGUUAAUUUGCCAAGACUUCAAGUGUUCAGUAGCAACACCUGUUGGUCAAAAGACAUCACAGCAGCAAGGCAUAUUGCGUAGAUAAAGAAAAUAUUGCAGUAGUUGAAUCAAUUAUGUCCUGUAAAUUAAACUGCUGACAUAACAAAGAAAUUAAUUAUUUUGCAGCUCUGGUUUGGAUCUGUGGUAAAAUAGUCAAACUAAAAAUACAGUUUCAAAAUCCUAACCCUUACCCUCAUUAAAUAGAUAAUAAAACCCUUAUCAAGCAUUACUACUGCCUAGUGGCUAUUAGUAGAAUUUGAGAAUAUGGAGGAGCAAUGUUUCUGUGUUUCAUUAAAUAAUGAAGCUUCUUUUAA